This is a messenger RNA of Protobothrops mucrosquamatus (brown spotted pit viper), 3631 nucleotides long. Its product is annotated as zinc finger protein 652-like. The transcript is spliced from 6 exons. Gene Ontology annotation, biological process: regulation of transcription by RNA polymerase II. The record is from RefSeq and is a predicted model, not a curated record. Gene Ontology annotation, cellular component: nucleus. Gene Ontology annotation, molecular function: DNA-binding transcription factor activity, RNA polymerase II-specific; RNA polymerase II transcription regulatory region sequence-specific DNA binding. The annotation marks the transcript as partial. NCBI's taxonomy places the organism in Eukaryota, Metazoa, Chordata, Lepidosauria, Squamata, Viperidae.
GUGAAAGACGCCCUCAAGCAGGCCGAAGCAGCGGUUAAGGCACAGGCCGACAAAAGGAGGGGGGAGCACAAACCCUUUCAGGUACAUCCUGUGUUUCACGCAAGCCUUCUGAAGCUAGCUCCUCAGGCCCCGUCGCACUCGGCGCCGGGACCGGUUACCGGGUCACAGUACGAAGUGCAGGAGGUGCUCGACUCUCGGACCCACCACGGAAAAGUACAAUACCUCAUCCGGUGGAAGGGAUACCCCCUCUCUGACGCCUCUGAACUUUGUUUAAAUUAUUCUUUGUCCUGUCCACCCAUUCAGUGUGUUUCCUGUAAUAAGUCAUUCAAGAAGCUUUGGUCCCUCCAUGAACAUAUCAAGAUUGUCCAUGGAUAUGCAGAGAAAAAAUUCUCCUGUGAGAUAUGUGAAAAGAAGUUCUACACCAUGGCUCACGUGCGAAAGCACAUGGUUGCACAUACUAAGGACAUGCCAUUUACAUGUGAAACCUGUGGAAAAUCUUUCAAACGCAGUAUGUCCUUAAAGGUUCAUUCACUACAGCAUUCAGGAGAGAAGCCUUUCCGAUGUGAGAACUGUGAUGAAAGGUUUCAGUACAAGUACCAACUUCGUUCCCACAUGAGCAUCCACAUUGGACACAAACAGUUUAUGUGCCAGUGGUGUGGUAAAGAUUUCAAUAUGAAACAGUACUUUGAUGAGCACAUGAAAACCCACACUGGAGAGAAGCCUUUUAUUUGUGAAAUCUGUGGCAAAAGUUUCACCAGUCGCCCGAACAUGAAGAGACACCGCAGAACUCACACAGGGGAGAAGCCAUAUCCGUGUGAUGUGUGUGGCCAGCGAUUCCGUUUCUCCAAUAUGCUUAAGGCACACAAGGAGAAGUGCUUCCGUGUUACUAGUCCUGUUAACGUGCCACCUUCUGCCCAGAUCUCACUUGCCACAACAUCUUCUGCCACCACUGUACCUUCUGUUGUGAACACACCGAAUGUACUUGCCCCUACUCCGGCAAUCAGUAUGAAUCCAGCAAACACACUUCCUCCUCGCCCCAUUGGCCAUCCGUAUUCUCAUCUACAUCUUCAUUCACACCAUCCACACCAUCUUACAGUCCCUGUCCCCCCAGUCCUUCAUUUGCCUCCACCUCCUGCUCUAUUUAAGAGUGAGCAUUUAAAUCAUAGGGGCCAAGGUGAGGACAGUUUUCUGCAACACCUAGCAGAAAAGAACAGUUCAGUGCAACACCACUAACUGCUUUGUCUUCUGCCUGCCAUUCUCCUGGUCUUAACCUGGAAUUGUGCUGCCCCCUAAGAAAAGGUACCAUUGUGACCCCAAGUGAAUUUGUAUUAAACGUGGUUGCUCGGCAAAGUGAUCAUCCAACCUAGGGGAGACAAUAGAACAGAUGCCCAAUUUGGCUUGCAUGUUUUACUGUUGGCUUUUAUAAAUUUCAACUUUUAUAAAUUUCAAAAGGACCGAGAAGUGGAUUUUUUAUAUAAUUUCAUAUGAGCUAAUGAGGUAUGCUUGCUUUUCUGUCCUGGAUUUUCUCCUCAGAUUGUGGGGUCUGGUUUCCUUUGUAUUAAUAAGACUGUGAAACUAAAUCCCAGAGCAUUAAUGAUCACUGUGUAUUUCUUUUCAGCUCUGUAUGUGUGUGUGAGCAUACACGUGUGCACGUUUGUGUGAGUGUGGGUGUGUGUGCUUGUUAUGGAGUGAGCCAGGCACAUGAUUGCAGAAUAUCUAGCAUUAUAGCAAAAUCAACAGUAAACAAAAUUUAAUCUCAGUUGUUCUAACACACUCUUUAAUAUAAAAAUUAUUUUAGAGUUUUUGUAUAGACCUAUUUAGUUGCCUGUUUCUAAAAUGAAAUGUAUUUCAAAUAAGCAAUGUAAGGUUUUUUUCAGUGUAGCUGGACCUAUGUUGUUACAAUAGAUAAUUUUUAUAAUCAUUCAAAUGUGAUUCUUUAAGAAAAAAAAGAUGCAGAUAGCUUCUAUAGUAAAAAUUAUUCUUACAUCUGUACUGCUCUAAAAAGGUGCUUUGAAGUGUAAGGGAAGAAGCCCCAAGAAGCCUCUUGUAAAGCUGUCUCAGAAGUGGAGAUAAUUUCAGAACUUUAUAUUAUUUAUUAAGUGGAGGGGGAUUUUUACUGUGACACAUAUCUUCUUUCCAUGUCACUUGAGGGUGAUUAGAUAAGGACAUUGGACUACUGUAUGCCCACAGUUUUCAGUUCUGUUGCACUGAAGCAUGAAGCAUUUCAGAAAGUAUAUUCUCUCAGAUAGAGGGAAAAUUAUGUAUGAGGGACAGUCUCAACUAAGUAUGGUAUUUUCAAACAUAGUUUAUGCUACCUUAUCAUGGACAUACCUUAGAACCUAGUUUAUUAUAGAGACGUGUAUAAGGUAUGAGUUAAUUUGGGACUGAUUUGAUGAUGCUUGUUUUUUUCUUAAGUUUGGUAGGUGUUAAGAAAACUGCAAAUUUGGUGCAGUUUAGUUGGAUUUAUAAAACUUAAACCUGAAUUAGGCAAACUGGUGCGAAAGCCAUUGUCAUGUUGACUGAAAAAAUGUUUAUCAUGGAGUAUAUGCAUACAUUCAAGUUGUGUUAAGGACAGAUAGUACUGAUUAUAGAGGAUUAUGUCUUUCAGGUUUGACUUCAUGUUCCACAGAUAAAUGGAAAAGAAAUGUUGAAUGUUAAGCAAGUUGGUAGUUGUGUUUCUCUCAGUCUCCAAUGGCACUGAGUUGUGGCAAACUAGUUUGAAAAAAGGGAAUUGUGGUAAUUAACUUUGGAUAAAGUACAGCCCCAUUUAAGGAUCCACUUAGCACUUUAAGGAGAAGGCACAGAGAUUGCCUGGAGUCUAAAUUUCCCUAAGUUUAAUUUUCUCACUCAACAACCAUCAUGCCGAUUCCUAGGGUAUUGUUCUAUUUUUGAAAAUUAGGCUUUAAAUCUAAUUUAGAAAGGGGUAAUAUCUUGGAUGAAAUGGAAAGCUCUGCAUUCCCUGAAGCUGAUGAUAGUUGACUUUUUGGUAUCUAUUCGUAUUUGACUGAAAACCUCUUUAACACCUUUUUUUCUGAAAAAAAGUAUUUUUAAAAUGUUGUGAUAACACUUAUUUGUUCCUUCUCCUUUUAUAAGCAGUAGAGCUAACUAUAAAAAUAAUAUUUAACAGUUUACCAUCAUCUACUAUCUUGAUUGGUUUUAUACAUUUCAUGUCAUGUUGCAAAAUUGCAGUUCUGUAUAGAAUGCCACAGGCCAACAGUGUGCCCUGUAAAAUCUGCUUUUCCAAAUUGAAAGGAAAAAAUCACUCCUGGUAAAUCAAUUGUAAUCCAAUUCUGCAAAAAGCAUUUUUUCCAAUAAAUUUACAGUAUUUGGAUGAUAUUUAUGAAUCCUACUUGAGAUGAGUGUAUUUCUGUGCUCUCUGUUCUAAAGAUUAAUGUUGCUUAUUUCAGAUAUGUGUUCUAGAUAGAAUGGGUAAAGGGAACUAGCAAAAUGGGUCAAGUGCCAUGGGACUUUCUUCAUUCCUACAUGGCUGAAUUUGCAUCUCUCCUAUUAUAAUAGUUAAGGCUUCUUUUUUGAGCUAUUUUGGUUCAAUGCAAUGGCAUCCCUGUAUACAGAUAAAAAUAAAGAUCUACAAUUUUGUCCUUGAGAAGUGCUCUAGAAUACUUUUGGCCAC